AUUUUGCUUCCCGGUAGCCGUAGGGUUUGAGUUUGUCAGUCAGUUGUAACGCAACAGAUUUAACCAUUAAUUGAUUUAAAUGGCCGGGACGGCCUCAGUAGCUGGUGAAGUGUUUGUGGAUGCUUUACCGUAUUUUGACCAAGGGUACGAUGCUGCAGGCGUCAGAGAAGCAGCUGCGGCGUUGGUUGAGGAAGAGACCAGGAGGUACAGACCCACAAAGAACUACCUGAGCUACCUUCCUACACCUGACUUCUCUGCUUUUGAGACAGAAAUUAUGAGGAAUGAAUUUGACAGGUUAGGAGCUCGUCAGCCGCUUGAACUUCUGAGCAUGAAAAGGUAUGAGUUGCCAGCGCCUUCAUCAGGACAGAAGAACGACAUUACAGCGUGGCAGGAGUGUGUGAACAACUCGAUGGCUCAGCUGGAGCACCAGGCGGUCCGAAUUGAGAACCUGGAGCUCAUGUCGCAGUAUGGAACCAAUGCAUGGAAAGUCUAUAACGAUAAUUUGGCUUUUAUGAUUGAGAUGGCUCAGAAGGAACUUCACAAAUUCAGAAAGCAAAUCCAGGACUUGAACUGGCAACGUAAGAACGAUCAGUUGGCAGCAGGAGCCAAACUGCGAGAGCUGGAGUCCAACUGGGUGUCACUUGUGAGUAAAAACUACGAGAUCGAACGGGCCAUCGUCCAACUGGAAAACGAAGUCACUCAGCUCCGACAACAGCAGGGCGACGAAAACAAGGAGAACAUUCGGCAGGACUUCUAACACAUCAGGAGGUUUUCACCCUCAGCGCUGAAGUCAAACAAUCCCUAAGUGAGACGGAUUACCAUUUGUUUGGACUAAAAACCAGUCUGAGCAGGACAACUUUUAUUUUACAGAAAAUAUAGCACUGGCUUAUCUAGUUACCAUGACGUUCAUAAUGAGCGGUCCACAAAACGUUAAUUAAACCACGUUUUUAAAACUACACCCACAGUAAUGACAUAACUCACCCAUAAUACAAGUUUUUUCUUUCCCUGCAGUCUCAAUGAUGGGUUAUGUUUGGUAAGUUUAACUUAUUAUACCAGUCUACAGGUGGCUAUUGAUAAAACUGAGUCAGUAUUCUGGCUUCUAUGUUACCAAUACACUGGCAACAGUAGUGAACAUUUCAUAGAAACCUCAUGAGUUUUGCUGUUUAAUGUUUCAGCCUGCAGGUUUUCAUAGUUGCCUUUCAGUAAAGUG
This is a messenger RNA of Nematolebias whitei (Rio pearlfish), 1210 nucleotides long. RefSeq names its product BCAS2 pre-mRNA processing factor (gene bcas2). Gene Ontology annotation, cellular component: precatalytic spliceosome; Prp19 complex; catalytic step 2 spliceosome. The record is from RefSeq and is a predicted model, not a curated record. Bases 80 to 757 code for a protein of 225 amino acids. NCBI's taxonomy places the organism in Eukaryota, Metazoa, Chordata, Actinopteri, Cyprinodontiformes, Rivulidae. Gene Ontology annotation, biological process: mRNA processing. The transcript has 7 exons.